This is a messenger RNA of Medicago truncatula (barrel medic), 1896 nucleotides long. Its product is annotated as protein phosphatase 1 regulatory inhibitor subunit PPP1R8 homolog. NCBI's taxonomy places the organism in Eukaryota, Viridiplantae, Streptophyta, Magnoliopsida, Fabales, Fabaceae. The transcript has 3 exons. Bases 261 to 1559 code for a protein of 432 amino acids. Gene Ontology annotation, molecular function: protein binding. The record is from RefSeq and is a predicted model, not a curated record.
UGUCAUAUCCUCUAAAUCAAGGAUACAUAAGUAAUAACAACAAAAUAUAAGAAAAUUGAAUUUAGCAUUUUCUGUGUCUCCCUCUUUCUCUCCACUACGCUUCUCAAAGACGCAGCGUUUCUAAAACCCUAAUCGGGUUUGUGCUAAGAGAGGUUAUGAGCAUGUUCUUAAGAUUUGGUGUCAUUGUGGAAUUGUGAUGCAAGUUGUUUAUGAGCUCAUAGUUAAGAGAGCUCAUUAAAUAUAAGUGUAGUUUGAAGAGAAUGUAUGGAAGAACAUCUGGUCUUGAUAGGUUUAAGAAAGCCGAGAGUUUGGAACCGUUCUCGGUUAAUGUUAAUUCAUCCUCGAGAAAUGUUGCUCAGUCUUCUAGUAAGGUAGUUGGUCAUUCUUCGGCUUGGCCGCUGCCACAGUCGAAGAAUUCUGUACAUCAAUCGCAACAUCAACCACAACAUGGUUCUCAGAAAGGUGUGGGAGUGGAAGCUGCUCCGUUGUUGGGGCAGAAUCAACAGGCAACUCAGAUUGGUGGAGGGCAAUCGAUGUGGCAGCCGCCGGAUUGGGCGAUUGAGCCGCGGCCGGGUGUUUUUUACUUGGAAGUUAUGAAGGAUGGUCAGGUGCUAGAUCGGAUUAAUUUGGAUAGACGGAGAAAUAUUUUUGGGAGGCAAAUCCAGACUUGUGAUUUUGUGCUCGAUCAUCAAUCCGUCUCUCGCCAACAUGCUGCUGUCGUUCCUCACAAGAAUGGCAGUGUAUAUGUAAUUGAUUUGGGAUCUGCACAUGGUACCUUUGUUGCAAAUGAGCGUUUGACCAAGGAUUCACCAGUUGAGUUUGAAGUGGGACAAUCAUUGCGGUUUGCUGCAUCCACGAGGUUAUACAUAUUAAGAAAGAAUGAUGCAGCUCUUUUCCCUCGUCCUUCACCACCCACAGGGGUUAAUUUCCCACCACCUCCUGAUCCAUCGGAUGAAGAAGCUGUUGUUACUUAUAAUACGCUGCUGAAUCGUUAUGGCAUCAACAAGUCUGAUCUAGUGUCCAAAUCCACUGAGCUUGGUAGUUCAACAAAUGGCAAAAACAAGGAUUGCCAAUCAGAAAGAGCUGCUAAGAGAAUUAAGAAGAUGAGAGUUUCAUUCAGGGAUCAAGUUGGGGGAGAGUUAGUUGAAGUUGUUGGAAUUUCAGAUGGUGUAGAUGUAGAAACAGAACCUGGUCCAGUUGGUGUUAAGGAAGGAAGUCUAGUUGGUAAAUAUGAAUCUCUUGUACAAACUACUGUAAUUCCAAAGGGGAAAGGGCAGUCCUCUGCUAGGGAGGUAGAUUCAUCCCAAAAAGGUGUGACUGAUAAACUACAAGAAGUCCUAAAUAAGAUAAAAAACCCCGUUAAAACUGGGAUUUACGAUGACCUUUAUGGAGAAUCAUUAUCUGUCAAAGUUGGAUCAGCCUGGGCAUACUCACCUGUCAGUAGUGGUGAACGAGCGCCAGCAGCUAAGGAGAAUGGAGAAAGUGGAAAAUCAGACAGUAAUCCAAGCAAUCGAAGCAAUGCUGAUUACACGGACGACGAUGACGAUUUGUUUGGGUGACUAUUGAACCUAUGCAGAUUGCAUUUUGGAAUAGAUUUGUGGUAUUUUUUGAGUUUCACAGUUCACAGGGAGUUGAAAACAUGCAAAAUAUUAUGUUGUGCGCUUUUUUAUCAUCUGGAUUUACUGUUCCAUUGCGUCCAUAACCAAUGUUUACCACUGUAUACUCCACAAACUCUUAAAGAUUGCAGGUUCAUCCUUAAAUGGUAAGUUACCCUUUUUAUAGAGCCAUUAAAUAGUUCAAGUAAGGAUUUGUCUCAACAUUUUCUAAGAUGCUUUUCCUGGUAUGUUCUCAGUAAUAAGGAUUGACCAGUAAAGUACAUUGUUACUUGGAAGCAUA